This is a messenger RNA of Telopea speciosissima, 2086 nucleotides long. Its product is annotated as histone deacetylase 6-like. The record is from RefSeq and is a predicted model, not a curated record. Lineage: Eukaryota; Viridiplantae; Streptophyta; Magnoliopsida; Proteales; Proteaceae. The transcript is spliced from 8 exons. Gene Ontology annotation, molecular function: histone deacetylase activity. The coding region runs from base 8 to 1660 and encodes 550 amino acids.
AGAAGUGAUGGAGGAGACCUCAGAAGGGGCGUCUCUGCCAUCAGGGCCUGAUGGAAAGAAGAGGAAGGUGAGCUACUUCUACGAGCCGUCGGUUGGGAAUUAUUACUACGGACAGCGGCACCCGAUGAAGCCCCAUAGGAUCAGGAUGGCCCACAACCUCAUCAUCCGCUAUUCCCUCCACCGUCUGAUGGAGGUCAACCGCCCGUUCCCCGCCGGCGUCGACGAAAUCCGACGCUUCCACUCCGACGACUAUGUGGAAUUCCUGUCGUCCGUCACACCCGAAACCUUCCAUGACCAUACCCACUCUCGCCUCCUCCAGCGCUUCAACAUCGGCGUGGACUGUCCAGUCUUUGAUGGUCUCUUCCCCUUCUGCCAGGCCUCCGCUGGUGGCUCCAUAGGCGCUGCCGUCAAGCUCAACCGUGGCGACGCCGACAUCGCCCUCAAUUGGGCCGGUGGUUUGCAUCACGCCAAGAAGUGCGAGGCUUCUGGCUUCUGUUAUGUCAACGACAUCGUUCUUGGCAUUCUUGAGCUUCUUAAGGUCCACAGGCGCGUGUUGUAUGUAGAUAUUGACGUCCACCAUGGAGAUGGAGUUGAAGAGGCAUUUUAUACAACAGACAGAGUCAUGACUGUUUCUUUUCAUAAAUAUGGGGAUUUUUUCCCUGGAACAGGUCAUCUGAAGGAUACUGGAGUGGGCCCGGGGAAGUACUAUGCUCUUAAUGUCCCUCUAAAUGGUGGAAUGGAUGAUGAUAGCUUCCGGAGCCUGUUUCGUCCUAUCAUUCAGAAAGUCAUAGAGGUUUAUCAGCCAGAUGCAGUUGUUCUUCAAUGCGGCGCUGAUUCCUUGUCAGGUGACAGACUGGGAUGCUUCAACUUGUCGGUGAAGGGCCAUGCCGACUGCCUUCGUUUCCUUAGAUCCUUCAAUUUCCCUCUGAUGGUCUUGGGUGGGGGAGGUUAUACACUCCGUAAUGUUGCUCGCUGCUGGUGCUAUGAGACAGCAGUUGCCGUUGGAGUGGAACCUGAAAAUAAACUUCCUUAUAAUGAUUACUAUGAGUACUUUGGCCCUGAGUAUACUCUUCAUGUUGAACCAAGCAACAUGGAGAACCAAAAUUCACCAAAAGAUUUGGAGAAAAUGAGGAAUCUGUUGUUGGAGCACCUAUCAAGGAUAACACAUGCUCCCAGUGUACAGUUUCAGGCACGACCCCCUGAUACUCAAGUUCCAGAUGAGGGAGAGGAGGAUAUGGAUCAAAGACCGAAACCUCGCAUUUGGGGUGAUGAAGAUAUCGGAUCUGAAUCAGAGGAUGAUGAAAAGCCUCGCCUUGAAAAGUCCAAUAUGGGUGAUCAGUCUCUGGUAGACACUGGCAUAAGGAAGUACAUGAAAAAUCGUGACAAAAUAAUUAAAUCAGAGGAUGAUGAAAAGUCUUGCCAUGAAAACUCCAGUAUUGUUGAUGAGUCUCUGGCAGACACUGCCAUAAGGAAGUACAUGAAAAAUCGUGACAAAAUAAUUAAAUCAGAGGAUGAUGAAAAGCCUCGCCAUGAAAACUCCAGUAUUGUUGAUGAGUCUCUGGCAGACACUGCCAUAAGUGACGUGAAAGAAGAAACCACAGAGGAAAAAGAAGUCAAAGAAGAAAAUCCACCAUCUGCUGAAAUGGCUGGAGCUCAAUAGGUCCUGGUUCAUCUCCAUAUCAUUUUCUUGUUUGAAUUAACUCCUGACCAAGGUCGCCCAUCAUACCACAGAAGUACUCACUCAUGGUAACUGUAUCUGGGUCUUCGAUUACUAUUGGGCAGUGGAGGUAGGUAAUUUGACAUCAAGGCACAAAUUCUUCUUUUUCAUGAACAUUUUUGGUUACGGGUGAAGUACAUAUCAUUUGUGCAAAUUAGAUCCAGUGUUUACCCUUAAAAACAUUAUUAACACUGAUGUUGUCCUAGAAGCCUUACCUUGAUAGUAUCCAUAAUCUGUUUUCUUGUUAUACAACAUUGGUAGAAGUUGUAAAGAUACGGGCUUUUCCUUGUUGAUAGGAAUUUCAAUUUGAGUUGUAACUGCAUAGGAUAGAUAUUGCAGCAAAUUAAGAGGACUUUUUCUUUUCUGAAA